Messenger RNA from Penicillium subrubescens, 834 nucleotides. Its product is annotated as lipase family alpha/beta hydrolase. Lineage: Eukaryota; Fungi; Ascomycota; Eurotiomycetes; Eurotiales; Aspergillaceae. The record is from RefSeq and is a predicted model, not a curated record. Gene Ontology annotation, biological process: lipid catabolic process. The coding region runs from base 1 to 834 and encodes 277 amino acids. Gene Ontology annotation, molecular function: lipase activity. The transcript has a single exon.
AUGCCCUCCCUCCGCACAGUCCUCACCACCUCGCUCCUCGCAGCCUCCGCCGCCUCUGCAACCGGCAUCAACGAUUUCUCCUGCACAUCAGACUCCAACCCAGUCGUCCUCCUCCACGGCCUAGGCGCAACCUACUACGAAGACCUAAACUACCUCCAAUACUGGCUCCAAAACCAAGGCUACUGCACCUUCUCACUCACCUACGGCGCCUACGAUGGCUUCCCCUUCGUCGGCGGCCUGAAACCCAUCAACGAAUCCGCCUCCGAAAUCGCAGCCUACAUCAAAGAAGUCCUCCAAAAGACCGGCAAGACCAAAGUCGAUCUAGUCGGCCACUCCGAGGGCGCUUUCCAAUCCCUCUACGUCCCCAAGUUCGAAGGUGUCAGCGGACUAAUCGAUAAAAUCGCCGCUAUCGCCCCGCCUACACACGCGACUAGUUUCGCCGGUCUGAUCGAUCUAGCGUAUCUACUGGGUAACGCGUCGCGCACUGUUGUCGGCGAUGUCCUCGAUGCUGUGGGCUGUGGUGCGUGCGAUGAUUUGGUUAGUGGUGGUGCGGCUAUUACCCGGUUGAAUGAUGGUACGCCUAUCGUGCAGGAGGGUAAUAAGGUUACUAUCAUUGCGUCGAAGUAUGAUGAGCUGGUUACCCCGCCAAAGACUUCUUUUAUUGAUGAGGAUGGUGUUACGAAUCGCUGGGUUCAGGAUACUUGUCCGCUUGAUCCGGUGGGACAUAUUGGCGAGGCGUAUGAUUUGAAUGUGUGGAAUUUGGUGAAGAAUGUCCUGGAUGAUACUCCUGAUCGCAAGUUUGUGUGUUUGCUUGGGUCGCCUGGUAAGGCGUAA